This is a messenger RNA of Penicillium arizonense, 942 nucleotides long. RefSeq lists its product as uncharacterized. Gene Ontology annotation, biological process: vacuolar proton-transporting V-type ATPase complex assembly. The record is from RefSeq and is a predicted model, not a curated record. Lineage: Eukaryota; Fungi; Ascomycota; Eurotiomycetes; Eurotiales; Aspergillaceae. Gene Ontology annotation, cellular component: endomembrane system. The transcript is spliced from 2 exons. The coding region runs from base 1 to 942 and encodes 313 amino acids.
AUGGUCCUCCUCGUCACAACAGACCGCAUCCUCGCCGCGCUAGACACAGUCCCAGCUUCGCGCCGCGAACAGCUAAACCUGCCAGCCACGCUGGAAACCAAUGGCCCGAUAGCCCACGAGCAACUAAUCCGAUUAUCGAGAUAUCUCCAAACGGACCCGGAGUCCGAAUACAAAGACGCAACAGCGUCCAGCCCAUCAAUUCUCAAUUCCCUCCUGCGCGGCACGAAGGUCUAUGUACCGCCGCCGCCGCCGAAGCCUGAGCCGACACCCGAAUACCUAGCCACAAAAGCAGCCCUCCAAGCCCACGUCGACCAAAUAGCCUACAACCGCCUCUUAAACCCGACAGCAAACCAAACACCCGACCACCACGAUCCCUACAACACGGCCUCCUCCUCUGGAAUCAAUGGCGCGGCCGGCGAUCAAGACAUGCUCACGCCAUCACUGGUGAUAAACAUCUUCCUGUCGGUGGUUAUAACCGGUUUCAGCGUGUACUGGGCUCUGACGAAGUUUUCUACGCCGGAUAUUUUGUAUUCUGGGUUUGCGUCUUGGACGGCUGGUAAGAGCAAUAAUGGUAAGAGUGGUGGUGGGGACAGACAGGGGAUUUCCGAGGCUGUGCGUGUUUUGCUUGCUUUCUUUGCUGCUUUGGCGGUUGCGGUUGCUGAGGCAUUUUUGUACGCUGCGUACGCUGGGAAGGUGGAGCGGGCGAGGGUUAAGGAGAGGGGCUUGAGGGAGAGGAAGGUCUUUGUUGGGAGGGUUGGGGAGGAUGGUGGUGAGGGUGAAGGUGAGGGUGAGGGUAAAGGGAGAAAGAAAGAAGGAGGAGAAGGGGUUAGUGUUGAUGUUGAUGGUGAGAAAGAGGAGAUUUGGGGGAAGGGCGUUAAUGGUGGUGUUAGGAGGAGGGUUAGGGAGAAGUGGGAGAAGGAGAGGGAUGGGGUGGCAGAGUGA